Molecule: messenger RNA, 2512 nt
Organism: Dermacentor andersoni
Lineage: Eukaryota; Metazoa; Arthropoda; Arachnida; Ixodida; Ixodidae
Product: dachshund homolog 1-like
Biological process (GO): regulation of transcription by RNA polymerase II
Cellular component (GO): transcription regulator complex; nucleus
Molecular function (GO): RNA polymerase II cis-regulatory region sequence-specific DNA binding; DNA-binding transcription factor activity, RNA polymerase II-specific
Source: RefSeq, a predicted model, not a curated record
ACACGCGUCGCCCGCCCGCCCGCCUCGAAGUUUCGCCGCGGUUGCCGCUGCUGCUGUUGCUGCGAUUGUCGAGCGCUCGGCGCCGAUGGAACCCGCAGGCCACGCCACCGCCGCCGCUCCCGUGGACCUGUCGCGCUCUGCCGCGCCGGUGGGUCUGAACGGCCCGGUUCCCGCGGGGGUGCUGAACGCGCCAUCACUGAGCGCGGGGCUGACGACGCCUCCUGGUUUGGCCGGUGCCGGACUCAGCCUGCUGCCGAGCCUGUACGGCCGUGCCGGAGGCGCGGGAGACUACGGUGUGCCGGCGAGCAGCGGAGGGGACGCGACCGAGUGCCGCCUGGUCGAGUACCGCGGCGAGCGAGUGGCGGCCUUCGUCCAGCGGAGCGGAGAGCUGCUCCUCUGCCUGCCACAGGCGUUCGAGCUGUUCCUGAAGCACCUGGUGGGCGGCCUGCACACCGUGUACACCAAGCUCAAGAGGCUCGGCAUCAGCCCCAUCGUGUGCAACGUCGAGCAAGUGCGCAUACUGCGGGGGCUGGGCGCAAUUCAGCCCGGCGUCAACCGCUGCAAGCUGCUCGCGUGCAGGGACUUCGACGCCCUCUACCGAGACUGCACCACCGCAAGCUCGCGACCGGGGCGCCCGCCUAAGCGUUCCGGCAUCCUGCUGGGCCUCGCGGGCGCCGCGCAGCACCACCAGGCGGGAUCGGCGAUGCCCGUCUUGCAGGCCAUCAAGAAGAUGCGGCCAGACGGCGACUUCGCGUCCGCCUACGCCAAUGGAGAGGCUGUCUACGACGACUCGGUGGACAAGACCACCCUGCUGCUGAACUGCCUGCGGCAGCAGAUGGCCGAUCCACUGGGCCGUGGCCAGGGCCAGCCGGGCGCCCAGCCACUGCUGGCGAACGGGAGGCCGGAGAGCGCGGGUAGCCGCAACGAUGCCGCCUCGACGCCGUCGCUCGAGCCCCAGCGCCCGACGACCGUCCCUCCGUCGCACAAAACUGCUACGGGACCACCCGAACUUGUCAUGGAUGACAGCUGCUAUAUGGCCAUGGAACAAGGACACGCUGACGCCAAAUCUACUGCUGCAGAUGGUCGGACCGGCUACACAUUCGAGGUGGCCGCCCAGCACCCUAACCUGCCGCCGCAAGACCGUGGGGCCACAAGUGACGGGUCCGGAAGAACCGGGCCGCAAGGGGACGAAAGCCCGGACGAAGGUGACUCUAGUAAGGGCAGCUGCUGCCGCGACGAGCUGCUGGGCCCCGGUGAGGCCACUCCACCCAUUGCGGGGUUCCCGGAGUCUCUGCAGGAGGCGGCUCUGCUCCGCGCCUACGACGUGUACUCUAUGGAGGCCCUUCUGAGGAACAUACAGGCGCUGCUGCGUGUGGCCGCCGACGGUGCCAGGCAUCACGACAGACAGGUGUCCCUAGAAAAAGCCGAGCUUGGAAUGGAAAUUCUGCGUGAGCGAGAGUUGCGAGAAAAGGUGGAGAAGCAACUUGCUGAGGAACAGAAAUUUCGAGUGCUGUACCAGCGGCGUCUGCGGAGAGAGCGACGGUCACGACGCAAGGUUCAGGAGCAGCUCCAAAACGAGAUCAAGCGCAGGCUCAAGGCAGAGGAAAGCCUGCGCGAGUCUUCGGCCGACGCCGUGCGCUUUGUGGCCGAAUCCAUGGAGUCAAAGGACGGUUCGGACCAGGAAUUCAGGCUAGACACUGAACAAAAGAUGCACGAUUGCGCCAUGUCUGUCUACGCUCCGGAACCACCUCGGUGCGGCAGCCCCGGGAGGUAGCGCGGUCGCGACGCCGAGCGGUUUUCGCCGCUGGACGGCGGUGGCGGCGCCUCCUCCUCCGCUUAGCGGGACGGGAGCGGCCAUUGCUUCCGUGGUAAGCUAGUAACGACGCCUUGCGUCAAGCAGCCAAGUUCGUACAUAGCGGAGGAACUGGAAGAGUGACGUGGACGUGUGUACAGGUGACCUCUCGUCGUUGUACGCCAGAAAAGAAAAAAAAACAGCAAGUCCUCGCUUCUGUUUCCUCGUAGUUUGUCAAUAAAAUGGCAUAGCCUUUGCUGCAGAUUCAAAUCUUCUCACUUAGUAACUUCGGUGACAUUUGUCAUGAUCUGCGGUGCGCAACUUGUUUUUCUUUUCUUUUUUUUCUGCGCACUUGACCGCUUAGAGCGCAAUAGCUCAGCACGCCUCGUCACAAUAUGCUUGACAUUGCGAUACGCAUUCACGGUCAGUAGUUUCCAAUUCACAGCACAAGCUUUCAUUUAGACUGAGUAAUAAGGCUCGCAGAGUAGUGUUGGCAUUUUGAGGUAGUGGAAAGCAAAAGCAUCCUGCUCGUAUAAUUUGUAAUACUAAGUAUCCAAUACAAGCCCCGCUACAUGGCGCGUAAGUUCUCCUGAAACUGAAGUGGGUUGCUCGGGAACUGUUGAUCAAGAAUCUGUUUGGCGUUAGCCUUCUUGAGCUCGUGCGCCAUGCGAGUCCGCGUCACGUAUGUACUGUACACACAGAAUGAAGCGCGACAGGGAA